GACAUCUCUGUGAAUGAAACCCAAUUUGAAGCACUGUGUAAUAUUGGUUCAGAACAAAAUCAUUGCAUCAGUAUUGGCUCUACCUCCGAACAAGACGACUCUGCGCCUUUUGACAUUUACAAUAACACUCGAAAUGUGAAUGAACAAGGCUAUGCACCUUUUGCCAUUUACAAUGAUAUCCGAAAUGGAUAUAUAAACAUCAUCGUUUUCACUCCGUCAAUAAUAUCAAAAAAAGAUAUUGAAAUUAUCCAUAGUGGCGAUCAUGAAAUCACUAUAAUGGCUAGGCUUCAAACUAUUAAU
Messenger RNA from Racocetra persica, 300 nucleotides. The record is from the annotation of a GenBank genome assembly. NCBI's taxonomy places the organism in Eukaryota, Fungi, Glomeromycota, Glomeromycetes, Diversisporales, Gigasporaceae.